Molecule: messenger RNA, 324 nt
Organism: Merops nubicus (carmine bee-eater)
Lineage: Eukaryota; Metazoa; Chordata; Aves; Coraciiformes; Meropidae
Product: tetratricopeptide repeat protein 1-like
Exons: 1
Source: RefSeq, a predicted model, not a curated record
AUGGAAGAGUUUAAAGAUCCAAGUCCACCUGAAAAACUGCUAGAUGACUUAAAGCUUUCUGAUCAGAAGUCUUCAGAGACUGGCCCCAAAGAUGCACAGAAUCCCCAAAACUUUGAAAGUGGAUAUACACCAUCUUCAUCCAAAGAUCCCACAACAGCAGAUGAGUAUUUCCAUGACUGUCGUGACUCCUUUGAGCCAAAAGAACCUGUGCUGGAUGAUGAAGGGAAUUUACAGAAUGAUGAGAAUAGCUCAAGGAAGCAGACAGAACUAGAUGAAGAAUACUUACUAGAACUGGAAAAAAAUAUGCCAGAGGAAGAAAAACAG